Molecule: messenger RNA, 2130 nt
Organism: Metarhizium brunneum ARSEF 3297
Lineage: Eukaryota; Fungi; Ascomycota; Sordariomycetes; Hypocreales; Clavicipitaceae
Gene: KAT8
Product: Histone acetyltransferase KAT8
Biological process (GO): positive regulation of transcription by RNA polymerase II; negative regulation of DNA-templated transcription
Cellular component (GO): chromatin; MSL complex
Molecular function (GO): transcription coregulator activity; histone H4K16 acetyltransferase activity
Source: RefSeq, a predicted model, not a curated record
AUGCCCCAGAAACGCAGACGACUGGAAGAGCCCGCCCAACCAGCAUUGGCUGAACAGUCGUCGUCGUUGCGUCGCACAACACGUCAAACGCCAGUCCUACCCCCGCUGCCUCCGACCUCCGCGGCCGUGGCCAAGGUGGCUCAGGCUCCUGCUGUGGCGGACCCAACGGCGAUGGCGACCACGACUGUGACGGCAACUGCAACUGCAACUACGACUGGAGCAAAUGGGCCUGGAUCUGCUGUGUCUGGAAGGCCACAGCUCCAACCAACAGGCCCGGCCACAACUGCCUCGACCGCGACCGCGACCACGGUCUCAAACCCGAUCGCGAAUUUGCAGACACCCGUCCCAAUACCCACGCCUCUAGGUUCAGGUCAUCAGCAGCCAAAUCGGAGCCGUGAACGACCGCAGUCUACCAUCCCGCCGCCUCCAAUCCCGCCUACUUAUUCUCCGCCCGUUAAAACACCAGUGCCUGUUCCCGUCGUCACUCCCAUCUCCCCUCCAUCUAUUCCCCGGCCUCCGCUACCCUCUCUUAGAUCGAAUCCUCCUGCAGGACGGAGCAUGUCGGGCAUCUCCAUUAAAGAUAAUGCCCGCCCUUCAGAUUUAGUCGCACCGGAGAUAUCAUAUCAUGUGCCUCAGCUAGCUGUACCGGGACGGGUGCAGUCGUCGUUGUUGAGACCUCACGGCCCUUCUGCGCUGCCUCCUCGCCUGGAUAGACGACCAGCGCCACCUGUUGUCACGCCUGUUCUGCCACCUAAGCCGCCCACCCUGCCCGUGAACGACCGCGGUCCACCCCGAGCAGACCGCAACAUCGAUAAGGUCGUGUUGGGGGACCUUUGUUUCCGUACUUGGUAUCCCAGCUACUACGGAAAGGAAGUCUUGGGUGACACGUCUGGCAAUUCCAGAAACGGCGGUGGUAGCAAGGACGGGAGCAACGAGGCGAGCGGUAAGGCCUCCAGGAAGGAUAAAGAUAAUCAGCCGCUGCUAGAGAGGCUAUACGUCUGUCCUAGCUGCUUCAAAUACGCAAAGGAGCUGGUGGCGUGGCGUGAACAUGUACGGGUUUGUGAACGAAAGGCCUUUAUUCCAGGCAAGAAGAUCUACAGGCAUCCUCGCGGGCGAAGAAAAGUUUUAGUUGCCUUGGAAGGCAAGGGUCCUGUCCCCAAGCGACGGCGUGGUGAUAGCGGUAUACGGUACACGGAAGAGAUAGUUCAGGAUGAGGGGGAAUGGAGCAUUUGGGAGGUUGAUGGCGAGAAACACGGUCUCUUUUGCCAGAAUUUGUCCUUGUUUGCGAAGUUGUUCCUGGAUAACAAGUCGGUAUUCUUCGACGUUACCGGCUUCAACUACUUUCUGCUCCUCUAUACACCGCCCGCUAGGCCAAUCGCUCCCGAAACCGAACCCAUACAGACUCGCCCACCCCAAGUAUGUGGCUUCUUUUCAAAGGAGAAGAUGUCAUGGGACAGCAAUAAUUUAGCCUGCAUCUUAGUCUUCCCGCCCUGGCAACGCAAGGGACUUGGGGCGUUGUUGAUGGGAGCAUCGUACGAAAUUUCGAGACGAGAAGGUAUACUUGGUGGUCCAGAAAAGCCCAUUUCUGACCUGGGCAAAAAGGGGUACAAAAGAUUUUGGUCGGGCGAGAUUGCCCGGUGGUUGUUGAGCCUAGAAAACACGGUGUCGCAGCCGCAGCCACCUCAAGUAGCUGGCGCUCCAGUGAUGACUCAGGAGUUGAUUGUAGACGUCAAUGACUGCAGUCGUGGCACGUGGAUAGCUGUUGAGGACUGUUUGGGUGUUCUACGUGACAUGGGCGUGCUUGAAGAUGCGGGGAUGGGAUACGGCAAGCCGGAGAAGAAGGCAGACGCCGCAGAGGAGGACGAAUCUCGAGAGCCGCCAGAGGGUGGUGAUGGCGCGGCUCAUAAGCCACAGGAUCUGGUGUCAAGGUCGGCGGAAGAGAAAAGGUCUCUGGCUGUCAAGGUCGUGCCCCGAGUGCGAAUAGACAAGGAAGCCGUGAGGCGGUAUGUGGCAACGCAUCGUAUCAGUCUCGAGCGGACGUGCGAUCCGGACGGGUUCGUGCAGGGGUAUGCAAUGAAGGUGGACAGCAGCGGGAAUGACGGUGAGAAGACAGGAGUUGAGACAGCGUAA